AUGCGACCAGUCCUGUCCUCCUAUCCUGUCAAUCACGAAAAUCGCUCAUUUCAAUCACAAUGGUAUCAGAAUCGUCCAUGGCUCGAAUAUUCUAUUAAGAAUGACUCUGCUUACUGCUAUUGCUGUCGGCAUUUCGGUGAAUCAGUUCAAACUAAAUGUUUUCAAAGUGAUGCUUUCACUACAGGCUUCAACGCGUGGAGACGAGCACUCGAAAAAGAUCGUGGUUUUGAUAAACACGUAAAAAGUAUUCUCCACAUAACCGCAGCAAAAAAUUACGAUGGAUACAAGAAUCGUUUACAAUCAAACACCAGUGUAAUUAAUUUACUUGAUAAAUCCAGAACGGAGCUAAUCAAACAAAAUCGAGCAAAACUGAUGAAAAUCUGUUCAACAAUUUUAUUAUGUGCCCGCCAGAUGAUCGCUCUGAGAGGGCAUGUGGAAAACGAAGAAUCAAGAAACCGUGGCAACUUUAUCGAAAUAUUACAAUGGGCUUCAUCAACGGAUAGUCUCGUGAAUUCAAUUCUGAACGAUUCAAACUCAAAUUCUACUUAUUUAUCGCCUACAAUUCAAAACGAAAUUUUGAACAUUUUAGCUGAUCAAAUACGGCGGAAGAUUUCUGGUGAGGACAUAACUGGCAAAGAACAAAUGUCAGUUGUACUUCGAUAUGUUGAUGCUGAGAACGAGAUACACGAACAUUUCAUGGGAUUUAUAAAACUUGAUCAAUUAGAUGCGAAGGCGUUGUCAGACAAAUUAUUCGAAUUUUUGCAGAAGUGUGAAAUUCCAAUUGAGAACUGUAUUGCACAAUGUUAUGAUGGUGCCAGUGUUAUGAGCGGUAGUCAGGCGGGUGUUCAGACUUUAAUGCGACAAAACUAUAUGCCUAGAGGAAUUUAUAUACACUGUUUCGCCCACCGUCUUAACUUAGUUAUUGGUGAUGUCUGCAAAGUUGUCUCUUAUAUUGAUGAAUUUAUGGCAAUUUUAUCAAAGAUACAUGAAUAUUUUACUUGGUCAAGUGUUACCAAUGAAUAUUUUCGUCAUGCUCAAUGGUCACUUCAAUUAGAUACUUCUUCUAGUCUUAAGCGAUGGGCACAAACUAGAUGGGAUAGUAGAUGGAUUUCUAUUGACGCCUUAAAGAAUAAUUAUUCAGCUAUUAUCACUGCGUUGAGUGAUCUGAUUGAUAACGGAGGGCACAGAGCAAUUGAUGCUCGAGGACUUCUAGCAGCUACUCAAGAACCAUUGUUUCUCGUCUCUAUGUUCAUUCUGCACAUCUUGCUUGGUCCAAUCAAGAUACUCAGUGAUCAAUUAAAAUCUAUCUCAAUUGAUUAUGCUAGUGCGAAAGAAUUCAUUCGAUCAAUAAUUGACCAAAUUAAAUUUAUGCGCAAUGAAACAACAUUCAAGUGCUUAAUCAACGAUGUUGCAGACUUUGGAAAGAAGCACAACAUCAAUUUGGAUCAACCAACAAGACUCCGACGAAGAGCCUCGAUACCUACCAGAUUUAAAGACUCAGUUAUCUUUACAACAACUAUUGGUCAACGAGAUCGAGGAGACCAGCAAUCAUUCAAGUCAAAUGAAGACAAAUUUCGGCAGGAACUAUUCUAUUCACUUAUUGACUCUAUACUUCUUGAACUGAAUGAUCGUUUCGGCGAUGAAAAUAUCCUUCUUCUUGCAAGCGUAUCAGCUGUUCAUCCGAAAAAUCAAAAGUUUUUGGAUACUGAAGAACUCAAACCACUAGCAUCUCAUCUUACAAUUGACAUUAAUCAACUCGAUAACGAACUCAAUGUUGUCAAACAUUUUAUUCGUGAGAAACGAACAACGAUGAAUACCACCAAAGAUCUAUUGACUGAAUUGGCACCAGUGAAUGACGCAUUUCCAGCAACAACUUCUCUACUGCGGGGUGCUCUAUGUUUACCUGUCUCAUCAACUACCUGCGAACGCAGUUUUUCUCGUAUGAAAUUGAUAAAAACAUAUUGUCGAAACUCAACAGGUGACGAGCGUCUCAGCGAUCUUACAGUUUUAGCUGUUGAACGGACUUUCAACAUUGAUUUGGAAGAAACAGUUGAUAUAUUUAGUACAAAUCACCAAAAUAGUCGCAUUUUGCUUCGAUAA
Molecule: messenger RNA, 2100 nt
Organism: Rotaria socialis
Lineage: Eukaryota; Metazoa; Rotifera; Eurotatoria; Philodinida; Philodinidae
Source: the annotation of a GenBank genome assembly